This is a messenger RNA of Camelus dromedarius (Arabian camel), 9119 nucleotides long. RefSeq names its product zinc finger protein 618 (gene ZNF618). The record is from RefSeq and is a predicted model, not a curated record. The coding region runs from base 83 to 2956 and encodes 957 amino acids. The transcript has 16 exons. NCBI's taxonomy places the organism in Eukaryota, Metazoa, Chordata, Mammalia, Artiodactyla, Camelidae.
CGGCGGCGGCAUUGUGCGCGCACCAGCAGCCCGGCCCGGGAGGAGCAGGACGCGCCGGGGCCGCCUCCUCCCGCACGGACCCAUGAACCAGCCGGGCGGCGCGGCGGCUCCGCAGGCUGACGGAGCCAGUGCAGCUGGAAGGAAAAGCACGGCAAGCAGGGAGCGCUUGAAGCGCAGCCAGAAGACCACCAAGGUGGAGGGGCCAGAGGCUGUGCCGGCCGAGGCCUCGCUGAGCGCCGAGCAGGGAACGAUGACGGAGGUGAAGGUGAAGACGGAGCUGCCCGAUGACUACAUCCAGGAGGUGAUCUGGCAAGGUGAGGCCAAGGAGGAGAAGAAGGCGGUCGGCAAGGAUGGCACUGGUGAUGUGCCCGCCGAGAUCUGCGUGGUGAUCGGCGGCGUCCGCAACCAGCAGACCCUGGGGUCCUAUGAGUGUGGAAUCUGUGGCAAGAAGUACAAGUAUUACAACUGUUUCCAGACCCACGUUCGGGCACACCGAGACACAGAAGCCACCUCAGGGGAGGGAGCCUCCCAAGGCAACAAUUUCAGGUACACGUGUGACAUCUGUGGGAAGAAGUACAAAUACUACAGCUGUUUCCAGGAGCACCGAGACCUGCAUGCAGUGGAUGUGUUUAGUGUGGAAGGGGCCCCUGAGAAUCGGGCAGACCCCUUCGACCAAGGUGUCGUGGCCACUGAUGAGGUGAAGGAGGAACCCCCGGAACCAUUCCAGAAAAUCGGGCCAAUGAACAGUAUUACAUCAGAAAUUUUUAAGAAGAAAGAAGUUAGGCAGUGCCAAAAGAGAGAAACCGGCAAUUACACCUGUGAAUUCUGCGGAAAGCAGUACAAGUACUACACGCCCUACCAGGAGCACGUGGCCUUACACGCCCCCAUCAGUACCGCCCCCGGGUGGGAGCCACCGGAUGAUCCAGACACGGGCUCUGAGUGUUCGCAUCCAGAGGUCUCCCCGUCUCCACGCUUCGUGGCAGCGAAGACCCAGACGAACCAGUCGGGGAAAAAGGCUCCGGCCUCCGUGGUCCGAUGUGCCACCCUCUUACACCGCACCCCUCCAGCCACCCAAACCCAGACGUUCCGCACUCCAAAUUCGGGAUCUCCAGCAAGCAAGGCAACCGCAGCAGAAAGCGCUUUCAGUCGGAGGGUGGAAGGCAAAGCACAAAACCACUUUGAAGAAACGAAUAGUAGUUCCCAAAACUCCAGCGAAACUGCAAGUCCCCUGAUUUCCAAUCCUUUCCCUCUCCUACAGAAACCCUACACGUGCGGCGCCUGUGGGAUCCAGUUCCAGUUCUACAACAACCUGCUGGAGCACAUGCAGUCCCACGCAGCGGACAACGAAAACAACAUUGCCUCUAACCAGUCCCGAUCGCCACCUGCUGUCGUGGAAGAGAAGUGGAAGCCCCAGGCCCAGAGGAACAGUGCCAACAACACCACAAGUAGUGGUUUAACACCCAACAGCAUGAUCCCGGAGAAGGAGCGGCAGAACAUCGCGGAGCGGCUCCUGCGGGUCAUGUGCGCCGACCUGGGUGCGCUGAGCGUGGUGAGCGGGAAGGAGUUCCUGAAGCUGGCCCAGACGCUGGUGGACAGCGGCGCCCGCUACGGGGCCUUCUCGGUCACCGAGAUCCUGGGCAAUUUCAACACGCUGGCGCUGAAGCACCUGCCGCGCAUGUACAACCAGGUGAAGGUGAAGGUGACGUGCGCCUUGGGCAGCAACGCCUGCCUGGGCAUCGGCGUCACCUGCCACUCACAGAGCGUUGGCCCGGACUCCUGCUACAUCCUCACAGCCUACCAGGCGGAGGGCAACCACAUCAAGAGCUACGUGCUGGGCGUGAAGGGCGCGGACAUUCGCGACAGUGGCGACCUGGUGCACCACUGGGUGCAGAACGUGCUGUCGGAGUUCGUGAUGUCAGAGAUCAGGACAGUGUACGUGACGGACUGCCGGGUGAGCGCAUCCGCCUUUUCCAAGGCCGGCAUGUGCCUUCGCUGCUCAGCCUGUGCCUUGAACUCGGUGGUACAGAGCGUGCUGAGCAAGCGGACGCUGCAGGCCCGCAGCAUGCACGAGGUCAUCGAGCUGCUCAACGUGUGUGAGGACCUGGCGGGCUCCACCGGCCUCGCCAAGGAGACCUUCGGCUCGCUGGAGGAGACCUCGCCGCCGCCCUGCUGGAACUCGGUCACGGACUCGCUGCUGCUGGUGCACGAGCGCUACGAGCAGAUCUGCGAGUUCUACAGCCGCGCCAAGAAGAUGAACCUCAUCCAGAGCCUCAAUAAGCACCUGCUCAGCAACCUGGCCGCCAUCCUGACACCGGUGAAGCAGGCGGUCAUCGAGCUGAGCAACGAGAGCCAGCCCACUCUGCAGCUGGUGCUGCCCACCUACGUCAGGCUGGAGAAGCUGUUCACGGCUAAGGCCAACGACGCGGGCACCGUCAGCAAGCUGUGCCACCUCUUCCUGGAGGCGCUAAAGGAGAACUUCAAAGUGCACCCAGCGCACAAGGUGGCCAUGAUCCUGGACCCGCAGCAGAAGCUGCGGCCCGUCCCGCCCUACCAGCACGAGGAGAUCAUCGGCAAGGUGUGCGAGCUCAUCAACGAGGUCAAGGAGUCCUGGACGGAGGAGGCCGACUUUGAGCCUGCCGCCAAGAAGCCCCGCUCUGCCCCCGGCGAGAACCCCGCAGCUCAGGAGGACGACCGGCUUGGGAAGAACGAAGUCUACGAUUAUCUGCAGGAGCCCCUCUUCCAGGCCACCCCUGAUCUCUUCCAGUACUGGUCGUGCGUGACCCAAAAGCACACGAAACUCGCCAAGCUCGCCUUCUGGCUCCUGGCCGUUCCGGCCGUGGGGGCCAGGAGCGGGUGUGUAAAUAUGUGUGAACAAGCACUUCUAAUCAAAAGGAGGCGACUGCUCAGUCCAGAAGAUAUGAACAAACUCAUGUUUCUGAAAUCCAACAUGCUUUAAGACUUCCAGAUGAAAAAAAAAGAGAAAGAGAAGAGAACGUUAGAAAAACAAAAAACCCCACAACACUGUCGCAAAGAAAAGGAAUUUUAAGUUCUAAACACUGUGGACCUCAUUAUAAAUGCCCCCCUUGGAAACUUAAGUGCUUUUUACAGUGUGUGUGUGCAUGUGUGUGCACACCCAUGCGUGCGCACCAUGGGCGUGAGCGGCUCUGUGCUCACCUCCAUGGCCGCGGAAGUGUCACACACGCAUGCACACAUACUGCCCUGGUGCAUGUACACACGCCUGCUUGUGGGCGUGUGGGCAUUAAACUGGGUGUGUCAGGAAAGCUGAGUGGGAAAGAGGGAAGGUGCUUCACCUCCUUUUCUCAGUAAGGGGGCUUUAAAAGACUCCAUUUUCAGGUGUGCAGAUUGGUAGAAAGCUGAUGUUGUAAAACGUUCAGGCAGCUGAGAUCUGAAGUGACUUGACGCUCUCUGUCCUUCACCCCAUGGUCCCCCUUUGCCCUCCAUCCCCUUCCCCAGGCCUUCCUGACCCUAAUGCACCCUCCUCUCCCCAGCUGCCCUGCCAUGGAUUCUCCAAACUGCAUCAGAUGGACAGCUUCUGCACUGGACUUGGUUCUCGUUCACCUUCAGGGCAUUGAGCUGCUGCCUUCGUGACACUCUUGGGUGUCACAGGGCAGCCGCCUUAGAAACACACCUAUCUAUCUCCCCAAAUCAGGAAAGGAGACUUUCAGAAUAUAAAGCUGACCUUUUGCUUUUUAAUAUAAGAUAGAAAAAAAAAAAAGACAUUUUUCAAAGAAGUAUAGAUACUGUCUCCAUUCCUUAAUAAUUUUUUUCCUAACAUGUUAGCAGUUUUUACCUUUUAUUUUGUUUCAAAUUUGAUUUAGACUCUGCUAGGAGGCACUGAAUGUCUAUAACUUAUGUUUUGGAGGGUUUUUUUUUUUUUUCUGGUUUUUGAUUGCCCUUUUUGUUCCUCAAGUCACACUGUAAACUAGCUCAUCUCAGUGGUAGAUUUAAUAUCCUAAGGUUUUUAUUAGCCUUCCCUGGACAGUCCGGUUUUCAUGUAUUCAAACAGCCAAGACCAUGAACUCGGCUGUGCUGUUUGAGACCAGGAGUGGGGUCAGAGUCACGGGUUUCACAGACGUGGGGUUCAGUGGAAGCCAUAGGGGAACAUGUGGCUUGGGAGUGCUCCUGAAUGUAGGCAGAAGACCGCCCUCCUGGCUCGCUGUGUCUGGUACUGCGAAUGUCUUGAUUUCUAUACCCAGAGUGCAUUACACUACUCGCCAUGUCACUGACCCUUCCAGCUCAGCAGGGACUCUUGAGUUGAUCCACAUUCACAUUCAUCACACCUCAGACCGACAGCCUCCUCUCCCUCCCCAGGACCCUGGGGAUUCCCGUGGUUCCAUUGUCCACAGCCCUGGGGGUCCCCACACAAGCCUCAGCCCUCCUUCUAGGACAGUAGUUGAGCCCGGUGCCUUGUGGGCCAAAUGACGGAUGUUUUGAGGGUGGAAUGGCAUUAGGCCACAUUCAACUUAACGCUGUGAAAGAUGUUUCUAGGCUUUUCUCUCCACGAGCAGUUUAAAGUUCUACACACUCAGCCCAAAUGCCGACAGGGUGACCCUUUCCCCUCACCAGAGGCGGUUCCGUCAGGAUCAGUGCUCAACUUCCCACCCCACCUCUCAGCGAAGAGAGUGCUGGUGGUCCCACAUCCCCCCUGCCCCCCCGGUGCCUGUGACUGGGAUAGAGAUGGUUACACCAAGGGCUUCAGGCUGAGAAUGACCAUCAUCAUGGGAGGCUGUUUGCAAAGGCACAUUCUACCAUCCUGGGGGUUGACUUAAGUCCUCUCCAUCCCUUCCUAGUAAUAAAGCAUUAUUCAACUGCAAGAUACCUCGACUACAAAAAGCACUGUACAACAGCCCUCUCUUCCCAGUCCGUGACAGUUAAGUUGGAGAAGUAAAGUUGACUUAAAAACUCAAGGCUUAGGAUUGUGGACCAGAACACUGUCCCAGAUGCCAAGCAUGCUCGCUUUGCCUCAUGAGAGCUAACCUGAGUCUUGGACACAUUGAAAUGCAUCACAGUGGGCCAUUUCCACAUUCACUCCAGCAAGCCAUGGUCUCAGGAAGCACCAUGACAUUUCCUCUCCCGGAGAAGUUCACAGGUGUUAAUUCCACGGCACUUCCAACUGGGGUCACGCCGUCAGAAGAUAAGGGGCCAGUGGAUGGUCACCUAAUGUCCUAGAGACUAUGGGAGCGUCAGCAAACUUUGAUGAGACCUUUGGGGGCAUUCCAGAAGGUGGUUGCCAGGCUGCUGACGGUGACAUGCCUACAGCAAAAGGCCUCCAGCUCUGCUUUGCUGCCGGGGAAGAGUCCUCAUCCUGGCACUUUGAUCCACACAAGGAGGAUGAAAGCUGCCCAUAUUGUGUGGUCCGUGGGAGCCCGUCCUCCUCCUGAGAGCAGAGCUGUACUGGUGUUGCCCCAUUAUUGGGCUACUCGCUUAGAAAACAGGCAUUUCGCUUUCUCGCAAGGCCAUCAGGACCAAGCCCAAAUAUGUGUUCUUCUCUUUGGAACGUGGGAUGUCUGCCCCCCCAGCAUGAAAUUUCAAGUACGUUGUACUGAAUUCCAGGUAUCUAGUCAUAUGUGUCACCUCCUGCUCUGUUUGUUCUUUUUUCCCACCUCAGUUCAGUCCUUAGCACUUGGCUUGCUCUGCAGGUUUGAUGUGAGUGCUGCUAGGUACUCUGAAAGCUGUCUCCCGCGGCUGCCUCAUCCAGGUAUGGGAAUAAGGUGGCAGGAAGUCAUUUCUCUCUUGCAGCCUCUGGUUCUUCAGAAACUGUCUUCGCCAACACGAAAGGCUGUACCAAGGUGCCCCCUCUGCUUUCUCAUGUAGGCGGUUCCCAUAGGGCAAACCCUGCUGUGAUGAACAGCUUAAUAAAACCCAAAGAUCUCACAGGUCCAGCCACUGGCCCCUUAUCUCUAGCAAUAUCCACCUUAUCCAAAUUCUAGCUCAGCCAAAGGAUUGAGGUCGCCUCUUCCAGUUCAUUUCCCAACACCCAACCUGGCAUUGACCUUCAGAAGGACUUUGUCUUCUGCCUCCCAGCUCUGUGACCACUGUAGGACCUCACAGCUCAAGGUGGUUGCCUGCGGACUUGGACCCAACUUGUCUAAACCACGUGAUUCCCAGGACAGAACUGGACCUUGUGCUGACAUACAGAGAUGCCAGAGGGGAGGCAGAGAAAACACCUCCACUCUGCGGAGUCUUCCCCGUCAUCUGAGGUCAUUUGGCUUCACCACCAAAGCCCAAGCCAAGGACCACAGCCUUGUGGGCGGUCCUUCAGGUUUGGGGUAACUGGGGGUCUCAGCUCCGCCAAGAGCAGCAGUGCCAUCCCAGCAGAAAGCCACCUGCUGCAUCCACCAGCAAGGAUGCUUUGCCACCAGCCUGCCUGACAGCCUCACGCCUGGCAUUCGGGGAUUGGCUCUGGGCUGGGAAAAGGGUGCUGUGGUUUCUUGGUGAGGAGAGGACAGUCCGAUGAUGCAGUUGAGAAGUUCUGGGUCUCCAGGUUUGUAGGAAGGACUUUGACACCAGCUCAGCUGGUGGGCUGGUGAGUGUCCUGUCCUUCGGUUUGCUCCUUUGUCUCCUGCACUUCCAAGAAACACCAGAGAAAAACUCUGCAAGGCGUGUUUUCCACUGUGAAGCUGAACCUCUGCCUUUAGGGGUCCCCUGGGCUUGCCCCUGGACUUGGACUAGACCCCUUGGAAAGUGGGCACCUGAAGAGCUGUCGGUGAUGCAGCGCACACUCACAGGGGCCCCAGGUUCACGAGAAAGGUUUGGAGUGAAGCUGGGGUGUGGGUAGAGGAGGGACGUCCUGUGAGAAAUGGCCCAGGAGGGGACAGUAGCUGGAUAUCGUCAUCACGACGAAUGUGCUUGUAGAGAUGGGAGGAGGAGGUGCCCGGGGCACGGCCGGCAGCCUCCUCCUGCCCCAGGGAGCUGGGGCGAGUUCAUAGCUCUGCCCUUGUGUUGGGAACAGCGACAGCACCCCUGUCCCUGGGAUAUACCUGAGGGAGGGCUUCUGGAAAAGCUGAUGGGUUAGAUGGAAGCGAGAGGCGAAGUAAGGCUCAGGCUGUCCCCUGGAGACAGUAGGUGGGGGAGCUCCUGCCUCAGCCCUGCCAGCCCCGCCCCAGCCCCUGUAUCCAGCUGGGCCAGUGGGAGAACUGGGAAGGGGCCUGCCCCCUCUUCACUGUGGCUAAUGUUUGCUAGGCCAGUUAUGGUGAACCAAUGAUACAGUGUUUUCCCUCUUAUGUUUCCCUCCCGGUUUCCUCUUUUCAGGGUUCUCUGGAGGAUUUUGUUGCUGUCGUUGUUGGGUUUUUUUCUUCCUCUCUCGUUUGGGUUUGAGGAUCAUGUGGAGCCCGGCCUUUCCCUGAAGGGAGGGGCCCUGUGGUUUCUGUGCGAAGAGGCACCUGCUCCCGCUUGGAUGAGGGUGAAGGCGUCGGGUUGCUGUCUGUUGUAUUCUCCUUCCCCCCCCCACCACCGCCAUGGGCGCCACUGUAAAGAUUCACCUCCUGUACAGAGAAGGAUUUGCUAGGUUUGCAGUCAGGUGUCAGCAUAAGGUCCCCCGGGGGUCCUCCCCACCCACGCGUCCCACCAGGCACCUUGACUCUUCGAACCAAAGUUCCUUAAAGGGGCAUAGCCCAGCCUUGUCCGCAACCUCAGGUGCCUGGGAUCCCUGUGGCGCUUCCUGAAGUCCAGGUUGGCAGAGACCCGCCGGGUCUGAGACCAGCCAGAAGGGGGGGCUCCUCCCACAACCCAGGUGCCAGCCGGUCCCCGCCUGGGACCCUUCCCUCCCUCCCAGCCAGGGUGGCUGGGCUCCAAAGCGGUGAGCGAGCUCGUGGACUGGCACGGGGCUGGGACUCGCCGGCCAGGAGAGAGCGGGACCUGCGGGGCUGGAGGCGGCCAGACCCGCUGGGCAGCGCGUCCGGGACCAUUCAGGUCCCGAGCAUCAUUUUGUACAACCACCUGAAGCAGAGAUAUUUUUUAAAAAGCAUAAAUUAUUUUCAGUUGUUCUCUGACGAUCCCACCUUUUUCUUCUCCCUGCAACUUCACGUCGGUGAUUUUUUCACAUCAGGUAAAUCUUGAGAAAGCCUUGGUGCCCCCUCCCUCCCAGGCCCCACUCAGUAACCACGUGCGUGCACCCCCGCCCUUUCUCAGUAGUUAAGACGUUCUAGGCAAUACCAUGGGCACAUCUGACUGUGUCUCUCUCUUCGAGUGCAAGAAACUCAAGUCAUCUUUAAAAAAUACAAAAAAAAAAUUUACAAAAAAACACAAAAAAAUAUCUUUUUUAGGCCAGAGUUUUCUACAGGUAUUAAUGAAUAUUUUUCUUAAUCCUUAUAAGUUUUAUGUGUUUAAUAUUUCUUAAUACCGGUAGCAUUAAUUUAUACUUUUGUAGCAACACAAUAUUUUUAUAAACAGCCAGUGCUUGGCUCAAGUCUCCACAAGGGGUUUAUGCAGGGUUAUCUUGGGACCCUGUGUACCAUGUACUGUAUUUAAAAAAAAAAAAAGUUACCUAGUGUCACCCUUGCUGUGUUAAUUAACAAAAGACGUUGUUUGCAGUCUCCUGUGUCGUUGGUGUGGAUCCAACAGCUCUCCAAGGAGUCACAUUGCAUGGGGGUUGAGUUGACGGUUCUUGUGAUAUGUAAAACCCCCGAGACCAAACUUGAGGGUUUAUUUAGGGUUUUCUGUUUGUCCUUUGGGUUUUUCGUUUUACUUUGUUUUGGUACCGUUUCUCCAUUUACAGCCAAAUCAGUUUUGUGAUGUUUAAAACUUUUAAUGAUGUCAAAUGGAGGAAAGGAACAGAAAAAAAAAAAAGAUUUUUACAGAGUAAUAAAAUUUAAAACUCAGCUGUUUAAAUGUUGCUGUUUUUAACCUGUCUAUUCUUGUCCAAAAGUGGGACAUUCCCAGGGAGAAGAGGAAGGUUCCACUUGGUUCCUUAAAUCACCAAAAACCCCAGCCCAGAAUUCAGCACCCCUUCCCCCCUGAAUUCUUGCAACAUUAUUUCCCGGUUGGUUGAUGCCAAGGCAAAAAGACAUCCUUUUAAUGGUUAGAGACGAUCAGUUGCUUAAAUGAUUUCAUGUCAGUGUUGUAUUUAUGGUUUUACAAUAAAACGACCUUUAGGAAAA